AUGCAGAUGGCUAGAUGGGAUCAGAUUUUCUCCCUACCUGUGCAAAAUCCAACCUUGCCAGAGUUUUCUUCUGCCGAUCUUGUUUGGUCCAAGGUUGAAGGUUACGCGAGGGUUGAUGAUUUCGUAAGAGGCGAAUCCGCUAAUAAAGAUUGUCCUACGAGUUUCCAUGUUGAAGCUAGACUACGUAAAACCAAAGAGAAGAAAUGUAAGCCAAAGGUAGAUGGCAUCUUGGAGUAUAUUAUGUAUUGGUGUUCCGAAAAAGAACAACGCAGGCCGACCUAA
Microthlaspi erraticum is the source of this 282-nucleotide messenger RNA. Lineage: Eukaryota; Viridiplantae; Streptophyta; Magnoliopsida; Brassicales; Brassicaceae. The record is from the annotation of a GenBank genome assembly.